Molecule: messenger RNA, 1041 nt
Organism: Zingiber officinale
Lineage: Eukaryota; Viridiplantae; Streptophyta; Magnoliopsida; Zingiberales; Zingiberaceae
Product: zinc finger MYM-type protein 1-like
Exons: 3
Coding region: 1-1041 (346 amino acids)
Source: RefSeq, a predicted model, not a curated record
AUGAAUGCACCUGGAAAUAAUCAAAUGAUUGCCCCAAAAAUUCAGAAGCAAUUGGUGAAUGCUUGUGCAGUUGAGACCACGAAUGCUAUUCUAGCUGAUCUUGGAGAUAGGUGGUUCACUUUACUACUUGAUGAGGCUCGUGACUGUUCAGUGAAAGAGCAAAUGGCAAUUGUUAUUAGAUAUGUGAACAAAUAUGGAGAGGAGGCAAUCGACUCUUUAUUUGCUAAGUAUGGUUUUUCAGUGGCGAGAUUGAGGGGUCAAGGAUAUGAUGGUGCUUCAAAUAUGUCUGGAGAAUUUAAUGGCUUAAAGUCACUGAUAAUGAAAGAAAAUCCGUAUGGAUUGUAUGUUCAUUGUUUUGCUCAUCAACUCCAGCUAGUGGUUGUAGUUGUUGCUCAAGCAAAUCAAUAUGUUUGUGAUUUCAUGUGGAUUGUUGGUUCGAUUGUGAACAUAUCUGCAUCAUCUUGCAAAAGGGUCGACAAACUUCGACAAUUUGAACAUGACAGAAAAGUUAAACUUCUUGAAAGAGGAGAGAUUAGUUCUGGUAGAGGACUAAACCAAGAAACUAGUCUAGCUAGACCUGGAGAUACACGAUGGGGGUCUCAUCAUUCAACUUUAUGUUGUAUUGAACAAAUGUGGUCAUCUGUUAUAGAGGUUCUUCAAAAUUUGAUUGAUGAUGGUGAUCGUUCUUCUAAGGGUUUAAGUAGAACUUUGGUUGAAAGAAUGGAGAGGAACUCGUUCUCUAGAUUUGAUGUACAGAAGUUAGUGCGUCUGACUCAUUUUUAUGAGGAUGAUUUUUCUUGGAAUGAGCGUAUGUUGGUUGAACAAGAUUUUGAAACAUAUAUUGAUGACGUCAGAUCAGAUGAACGGUUUGAAGGCAUUUCAGAUUUAGGAGCUCUUGCAAAGAAAAUGAUUGAAACAAUGAAGAACCGUGUGUUUCCUUUGGUUUAUUGGAUGAUUGAGCUAGCCUUACUUCUUCCAGUUGCUACUGCAACCGUUGAAAGAGUGUUUUCGGCAAUGAAUAUUGUCAAAACAGAUUUGUGA